AUGACAUUCAAAGUCCUCGUCUACGCCCACCGCCUCCCAGGAAUCUCCCCAGAAGAUUUCAAGCAGCACUACGAAGCACACAUCGAGCUCUUCAAGCGCCUGGUCGGCGACGACUUCCCGCUCUCCCACAGGCGCGUCUACAUUGCUCGCACGGCCGUCGAAGCGGCGCCAGACGGUGCCUCGGCACGCAACGCGACAACUCCAGCAACCGUGGUUGUCGGCCAACAAUCCGACUACGAUUAUGACUGUCUGGCCGAGAUGACGUUCGCGGAUCAGGCGAGCUGGGAGGCCUGCGUGGCGAAGGCCUAUGCCCCGAAAUCAGUGCGGCCCGUUUUGGUACCGGCAAACCCCGAGUCUGUCCGCACCACCGAGUCUGUUCAUACUACUGAGUCCGUCCGCACCACUGAGUCCUUCCGCACCAGAGAGUCUGUCCCCACUACUGAGUCUGUUCGUACUACGGAGUCUGUCCUCACUACAGAGUCCGUCCGCACCACUGAGUCCUUCCGCACCAGUGAGUCUGUCCCCACUACUGAGUCUGUCCGCGCUACUAAGUCUCUUCGCACCAGUGAGUCUGCCCGCACUAUUGAGUCUCUUCGCACUACUGAGUCUGUCCCGACCACUGAGUCUAAGGCGGCCGCCCUCUACGACCAGCAGCCCUCGCUCACCCACGGCCCUCAAUGGCCCACCGCCUUCUAUGACCUGCAGCCCUCUGUGACCGGCAGCCCACUAUGA
Molecule: messenger RNA, 732 nt
Organism: Aspergillus tanneri
Lineage: Eukaryota; Fungi; Ascomycota; Eurotiomycetes; Eurotiales; Aspergillaceae
Product: EthD domain-containing protein
Exons: 3
Coding region: 1-732 (243 amino acids)
Molecular function (GO): oxidoreductase activity
Source: RefSeq, a predicted model, not a curated record